UUAUAAUGAAAAUCAUAAAAUUGCAUUAAACAACGGAGUUAAAUUACAUGACGAGUUUCUCUCUCUUUUUUUUCUUUAUCAUGAAUACAUCCUUGGACCAAAAUAAAGACCAACAAAUAGCAGCUAUUUUAGUUGUUGGAUUUCAUCAUGCAUUUGGCCCUAUCGUUGAGUUUUGUGUGCCUCCUCUUCCUCACCAAGAGACAAAGCAUACUCUAGAGAAACUAGACUUGCCUGAAGAGUGGAGUUUUUUACCUUUUCUUGCCUUACCAGACGGUGCCCAUCAAAAAGACGAAGAUUUUGCUUAUUUUCACUUACCACCUGUACCAGGUUGGUCUGUUGCAGAAACGACAUUGUUUGGGAUUUCUUGUAAUCGACAGAUUGCAGCCAAAGAUUUAGAAGUCAAGACACCUGAUAUUACUCGAUCCAUCGUCCAAAAAGCAGUGGUUGUAUUAGCGAGACAACCUAUCUUUGGACCCCUUCGACAAAAACUAGCAGUGAUUACAGCUGCUUGGUUCAAUCAAAAGGACUUUACUAAGCUUGAAAUACUCUAUAAUUUAUACAAUAAUCUCAAUAGUACUUUUUAUGGUCCCAUUGAUGAUUCUACUCUGUAUAUGGGUACUUCAUUACGCGAAUUAGUCUACAAGUUCAAAUCAAAGACACUCAUGUUACUUAAGCUAUUAUUGCUUGAAAAAAGGUUAUUGUUUUAUGGAUAUCCAGUAGAAAGACUAUGCACUUUUCAAUAUUCGCUUAUUUCACUGAUACCAGGUCUAUUAAGAAACCUACAAGAUUCAGGUGCACCUGUACUCGAUACAUCUGAUAUAAACAUCAAGACAACAGAAGCCAAAGUCUUGUCGGAUGGAAGCAAAGAGAGUUUGUUGAAAUAUAUGGGACUGCCUCUUCAUUUGUUUGAAAAAGGUUCCUUUUUCCAGCCUUAUUUGCCCCUUCAACAGAUAGACAUGCUUUCUUCUGAACAGACUACCUCGUAUGUUGUUGGCACAACCAAUCAAAUAUUCUUCCAUCAUAAGAGUGAUACCAAGAUUGAUGUCCUAGUGAAUGUAGAGACAGGCACAUUGGAAUUUUACAAUCAACAGUUGGUGUCCUUGGUCAGUCCAACAUUGGCAGAUAGAAGAUGGAUGGAGAAUAUUGUCAAAGUAGUGAAUGAUACCUGGAAUCAAAAUGGGCGUCCAUUGCAGAACACGUAUCUUGGAUCUGAUGAUUAUUUGCGAGCCAGAUUUGAAGAAUACGUAUUGUCUUUAUUGUCCAGUGUGAAGCAUGCACAGGCACAUAAUAUGCUGGACCAUGUUCAAGAGCUAGAGAGUACGGAGCAAGUCAUGACAGAUGAAGCAGAAGAACACAACUAUCUAAGUGAUUAUGGUAUGAAAUGGCUUAUGGUUUGGUGGGACACAAAUAAUUUCAAGAAAUGGAAUCAAUACACAGAUCAUGAAAUAUAUGAAAUUGUAGAACCAGGGUAAACAAAGCAAUCAACACAUAAGCUGCGGCUGACUCUU
This is a messenger RNA of Gilbertella persicaria, 1508 nucleotides long. RefSeq names its product AVL9/DENND6 domain-containing protein. The record is from RefSeq and is a predicted model, not a curated record. The transcript has 8 exons. NCBI's taxonomy places the organism in Eukaryota, Fungi, Mucoromycota, Mucoromycetes, Mucorales, Choanephoraceae. Gene Ontology annotation, cellular component: cytoplasm. The coding region runs from base 48 to 1472 and encodes 474 amino acids.